ACUGUCACUUGUCAAUUGUCAACCUGGAAAACGACUUGUCGAAGUCGCAUAGUUUUUAUAAGUUUAAAUAAACUAAAUUAAAUAUAAAUACUUCGAGAAUGCAAUAAUUAUUAUUCUUUAACUAGACCCACAGCUUAUUAAUUAGCAGAAGUAGUAGCAGACUUAUACUAACUAGCAUAAGGAGAAACAUAUUAACAUAACAUGGCAGACUUCAUAGAUUCUGAAGCAGAAGAAAGUAGUGAGGAGGAGGAAUUAGAUCAUAGGGAUCGUAAAAAAGCCCAAAAAGCCAAAGUUGUAGAUAGUUCAGAUGAAGAUGAUGAAGAUGAUGACGAAAGACUGAGAGAGGAAUUAAAGGAUUUGAUUGAUGAUAAUCCUAUUGAAGAAAGUGAUGCUGAGUCUGAUGCUUCAGGAAGGGAAAAACGUAAGAAAUCUGACGACGAGGAUUUGGAUGAUCGACUGGAAGAUGAAGAUUAUGAUUUGCUUGAAGAAAAUUUGGGUGUUAAAGUUGAAAGAAGGAAAUUCAAGCGACUGCGGCGUUUUGAAGAUGAAGAAAGUGAAGGAGAAGAAGAACAUGAUCCUGAACAAGAUAGGGAACAAAUUGCUAUGGAUAUAUUUUCAGAUGAUGAUAGAGAUGACCAACAAAAAAAGGACGAUGAAAGACGAUCAGAACGAAGUCACAGACCUGCCGUCGAACAAGAAACUUAUGGUGUAGGCGAGGAAGAAGAGGAAGGGGAGUACUCGGAUGCCGAUGAUUUUAUAGUUGACGAUGACGGUAGACCGAUAGCUGAAAAGAAGAAGAAGAAAAAACCAAUAUUUACUGAUGCCGCUCUCCAAGAGGCUCAAGAAACCUUCGGUGUCGAUUUUGAUUAUGAUGAAUUUAGUAAAUACGAUGAAGAUGAUUACGAAGAUGAAGAGGAGGAGGAUGACGAAUACGAGGAAGAUGAUGUAGAGAAAAGGAAACGGCCUAAAAAGACUUCAAAGAAAAAACCGACGAAGAAAUCCAUUUUUGAAGUGUAUGAACCUAGUGAACUUAAAAGAGGGUUCUUUACCGAUCUCGAUAAUGAAAUCCGAAACACUGAUAUUCCCGAAAGAAUGCAACUUCGUGAUGUUCCAAUCACCGCUGUUCCGGAUGACUCAACUGAACUUGAUGAUGAAGCAGAAUGGAUUUACAGGCAAGCGUUUUGUAACAGAACUGUUUCCAAUGUGGAUUCUCAUUUAUCAUCAGAGGCAAGAGAGAAAUUAAAGAAGACUCAUCAUGCCAUCGGAAAAAUCAGAAAAGCAUUAGAUUUUAUAAGAAAUCAACAAUUAGAAGUACCGUUUAUUGCUUUUUAUAGAAAGGAGUAUGUUCAACCGGAACUUAAUAUUAACGAUUUGUGGAAAGUAUAUAAAUACGAUGCAAAGUGGUGCCAAUUGAAAACACGCAAAGAAAACCUCUUGAAGCUUUUUGAAAAAAUGAGGUCAUAUCAAACUGACCACAUAAUGAAAGAUCCAGAUGCACCAAUUCCAGACAACCUUCGUAUUAUGACUGAGUCCGACAUUGAGCGAUUGAAAAAUGUUCAAACCGCCGAAGAGUUAAAUGACGUUCACAAUCAUUUCAUUUUAUAUUAUGCUGCAGAUUUGCCAGCCAUGCAUGCCGCGUGGAGAGUCAAAGAAAGAGAAAGGAGAAGACAGGAAAGAAAGGAGGCUAGACUUAAGCUCAUCGCUGAAAGUGAAGAAGGUGCUGAAAUUCCUGAAGAGCCUGAGGAAAUUGACGAUGAUGAACCAGAAGCUGAAACCUUAAAAUACGCCAAUAGAUCAGGCAGCUAUGCACUAUGUAAUAAAGGAGGUUUGGGUCCUCUAGCGAAGAAAUUUGGUUUAACGCCUGAAGAAUUUGCCGAAAACCUGAGAGAUAAUUAUCAGAGGCACGAAGUAGAUCAAGAACAUAUAGAACCUGUAGAAGUCGCUAAAGAAUUCGUAUCGCCGAAAUUUCCUACAGUGGAAGAAGUGUUGCAAGCUACUAAACACAUGGUAGCUUUACAAAUAGCAAGAGAACCAUUAGUAAGGAAAUGCGUAAGAGAAAUUUUCUUUGAACGAGCUAGAUUAAACGUUUAUCCAACCAAAAAGGGUGUGAAAGUUAUAGAUGAAGCUCAUAAUUGCUAUAGUAUGAAGUAUGUAAAAAAUAAACCAGUAAGAGAUCUUGCAGGCGACCAAUUUUUAAAAUUAUGUUUAGCCGAAGAGGAGAACCUCCUUACUAUUACCAUCAAUGACCAUAUUCAAGGAAACACUACUAACAAUUACAUUGAUGAAGUCAAACAAUUAUAUAUAAAGGAUGAAUUCAGCAAACACGUUCAGGAUUGGAAUGCGCUAAGAAUGGAAUCGGUAGAAAGGGCUUUAACGAAAAGUGUCUUACCAGAUUUAAGAUCUGAAUUAAAACGAACGUUGCUCACAGAGGCUAAAGAAUUCGUAUUAAAAGCUUGCUGUAGAAAAUUAUAUAAUUGGAUAAAGAUUGCUCCAUACGCAAUAACUUUUCCCGAUGAAGACGAAGAUGAUUGGGAUACAUCCAAAGGUGUUAGAACUAUGGGUGUAGCAUACGUACCAGAGCACACAGUAUCAGCUUUUACCUGUAUUUCAGCACCAGACGGAGAUAUAACUGAUUAUCUCAGAUUACCAAAUAUUCUAAAAAGAAAAAAUAGCUUUCGAACUGAAGAAAAACUUAUGAAGGAAGCUGAUCUUCAAGCACUGAAAAAUUUCAUAUUCCUUAAAAAGCCUCAUGUGAUAGCAGUAGGGGGUGAGUCCAGAGAAGCCUUAAUGAUCGCUGAUGAUAUCAGAGGAGUAAUAAGUGAACUAAUAGAAUCCGACCAAUUCCCACAGAUUAGGGUUGAAAUUAUUGAUAAUGAAUUAGCCAAAGUGUACGCAAAUUCCAUUAAAGGUUCAACUGAUUUCAGAGAUUAUCCAGAGUUGUUAAGGCAAGCUAUUUCAUUAGCUCGAAGAAUGCAAGAUCCUUUGGUUGAAUUUUCCCAAUUAUGUAAUAGCGAUGAGGAAAUUUUGAGUCUGAGGUUUCAUCCCUUGCAGGAACAAGUCCAGAAAGAAGAACUACUAGAAGCUCUCUGUUUAGAAUUUGUCAACAGAACAAAUGAAGUAGGUGUAGAUAUAAAUCUUGCCGUUCAGCAGAUUCAUAAAAGUAGUUUAGUUCAAUUCAUAUGCGGUCUAGGACCGCGUAAAGGUCAAGCGUUACUUAAAGUUCUGAAACAAACUAAUCAGAGGCUUGAAAACAGAACCCAAUUGGUUACAUUUUGUCAUAUGGGUCCAAAAGUUUUUAUUAAUUGUUCUGGAUUCAUAAAGAUUGAUACCAAUAGUUUAGGAGACAGUACUGAGGCAUAUGUUGAAAUAUUGGAUGGCUCUCGAGUUCAUCCCGAAACUUAUGAAUGGGCACGAAAAAUGGCUGUGGAUGCUUUAGAAUAUGACGAUGAUGAGGGAGCUAAUCCGGCGGGAGCUUUAGAGGAAAUUCUCGAGGCGCCAGAGAGGUUAAAAGAUCUUGACUUGGAUGCAUUUGCGGAGGAAUUGGAAAGACAAGGAUUUGGUAACAAGAGUAUAACAUUGUAUGACAUUAGAGCAGAACUGAACUCGCGAUAUAAAGAUUUGAGACAACCUUUUCGUUCUGCAAAUCCUGAAGAACUAUUCGAUAUGCUUACUAAAGAAACUCCCGAAACAUUUUAUAUUGGAAAAAUGGUUACAUCUACCGUGUUUGGCAUUGCAAGGAGAAAACCAAAGUCAGACCAGCUCGAUCAAGCUAAUCCGGUCCGUAAUGACGAAACUGGUUUGUGGCAGUGCCCCUUCUGUUUGAAAAAUGAUUUUCCUGAAUUAUCUGAUGUAUGGAAUCAUUUUGAUGCAGGAGCAUGUCCUGGUCAAGCUACUGGAGUUAAACUAAGACUGGAUAAUGGUAUAUUAGGUUAUAUUUAUAUAAAAAAUAUAAGCGACAAACCAGUUGCUAAUCCGGAAGAAAGAGUAGGCAUAGGACAAUUAAUUCACUGUAGAAUAAUAAAAAUUGACGUAGAGAAGUUUAGUGUUGAUUGUACAUCGAAAUCUAGCGAUCUUGCUGAUAAAAAUCAUGAAUGGAGACCUCAACGAGAUCCUCAUUAUGAUCAAGAACGUGAAGACAAAGACAAUCGAUUAGAAGCCGAGAAGAAGAAAGAGAAACAGCGUAUGACGUACAUCAAGAGGGUUAUCGUUCAUCCGGCGUUCCAUAACAUAUCCUAUGCCGAAGCCGAAAAAUGUAUGGUUAAUAUGGACCAGGGUGAAGUUAUCAUUAGGCCUUCGAGUAAGGGUGCGGAUCAUUUGACCAUUACUUGGAAGGUUACGGAUGGAAUCUAUCAACACAUUGAUAUUAAGGAACAAGGGAAAGUUAACGCUUUUUCUUUAGGAAAAUCAUUAUGGAUUGGAAAUGAAGAAUUUGAAGAUCUUGAUGAAAUAAUAGCUAGGCACGUUACACCAAUGGCGGCGCAUGCUAGAGAUUUACUGUAUUUUAGGUAUUACAAAGAUUUCCAAGGUGGUCAUAAAGAUAAGGCUGAGGAAUAUCUAAAAGAUGAAAAAAAGAAAAAUGCUUCUAAAAUUCAUUAUGUAGUUAGUGCUGCUAAGAAUAUACCUGGUAAAUUUCUUCUUUCGUAUCUUCCACGCAACAAAGUUAGACACGAAUAUGUAACAGUUACUCCAGAAGGCUUUCGGUUUAGACAACAAAUGUUUGAUUCCGUUUCUUCGUUAUUUAAAUGGUUCAAAGAACAUUUCCGGGAGCCUCCGCCAGGCGGUGCAACACCAGGUAGCACGCCAAGGAUGGCUUCAAGCAGAACUGGAUAUGGAAGUGCCACACCCGCGUAUAGUAUGAAUAAUGAAGCUAUUCAAAGAGUUGCUCAAAAUUUGCCAAGUCAUGUAGUUCAAGCGUUAUCUGCUGCCACCAACCAAACUCCACAUUAUCCCCACACCCCUGGUUAUGGAGGCAAUUAUAUUAAUACGCCUUACACUCCAAGUGGUCAAACUCCAUACAUGACUCCGUACGCUACACCCCAUACGCAGCAAACUCCCCGCUAUGGUCAUCAAACACCUUCCCAACACAUGGCGAGCUCAGCACCACAAGGUCUCAACAAUCCCUUUUUACAUCCUGGCGCGGUGACUCCCUCCCAACGAACUCCUAUUUAUCGCAACCAUCCUGCACAAUCUCCAGUAAUGCUUCCUACAAGCCCUGUACCAAGUCCAGGUUCCCAGAGUUCAUACAGUAGUCAUUUAAGUCAUAAUCAGCGAAGUGGAAGUUAUGCUGAAUCCUUAAGAUUCCAACCUCCCGAAUCGCCGAGAAGCUCAGUGAGUAAUAGAAGCUUUCAAACUGAUAGAUACGGCGGUGAUAGGUAUGGUAAAGGAGGAAGUCAUAGAUAUGGUGGAAGCUCAAACGAAGAUAGAUAUGGUAAGGGAGGAGGAGGAAAUGAAAAUACGGAUUGGCAGAAAGCUGCAGAAGCAUGGGCUCGAUCUAGAUCUACUCCGAGAAGUGAUGGCCGUAAUACUCCAAGAUCUGUAGGUCAACGAACUCCUAGAUACGACAACGACGCCGAACGUUCUAGAAUGAAACACCUCAGCAAGAGCCCGAGGUCUGUUAGGUCUACUCCUCGAACCAAUACAUCUCCACAUUCUAUGUCCCUAGGUGAUGCUACCCCUCUGUAUGACGAAAGUAUCUAAAUUACUUUGUAUUUGGUUAUAUAGUAGGGUAACAGUGAUAUUGUAAAUGCUAAAAUCAACAAUACAGAUUCGCGAUAUUAAGUCACAAUGACGACCUCUCGUGUAUUUCGGCUGAACUAGCAUCGAGGGGCUUUUUAAUGUCAAACGCUGAGCGUGCAUGCAUUUGAAUCAGGUAGGUAAUAUUCCUUAUUUAUUUUUACAUGUUUUAAAUUAAUUAUUGGGUAAUAUAAAAUGAAUAACAUGGAAUUUUCACGUUUCAAUAAAAGUUGGCGUCGACGUUGUAUAUAAAAUUUGUAAAAAAAGUGUAACAAUAAAUACUGAAUAUUACCUACUUGUUUCAAAUGCAUGUUUCAACGUUUGACAUUAAAAAAUCCUCUCGAAGCUAGUUCAUCUGAAAUCCACUAGAGGUCGUUAUUAUGACUUUACAGCGAGAAUAAACUUACGAAAAUAUUAAGAGUGUUACGCAAAUAUUACCUGAUCAUCAAAAAUAUAUAACUGAAAAUAAUAUUGAUGUAAUUAAAUUAUUUGUUAAAUUAUUGUUUAAAUUUAGCGUGUAGAUAUUAAAAAUAUGUAUAAUUUUGAAAUUGGUUAAGGGUUACAUACACACUGUAGCUAUCCAUUCUACGUAAUGGUCCUAUUCUUGUGUCUAUUUAUUUCUUCUUUUUCUUAUAUAGGAUUGAUGCUGUGAUUGAUUUUCAAUACUAUUUCCCUCUAUUGUUCUAUAUUUUUUAUUACAAGUCAUAUAUGCAAUAUGCAGUACUUUUUGUUGAAAAUUUCUUACUAUGUUCAACUACUACGUUUUUUGUUUUAGUUUCAUUAUUAAAUGUUGAAGAAAAUUGUGUAAAAACAUAUUCUUCUUUUUCAUUUUUAAUAAAUAGUUAAUGUUGAGUCCAUUGUAAAAUUUGUACUUUAUUAAAAUAUUUUUUAUUAUUUUUAAUAGAUAAAUAUGAGGUGUAGCUAUAAAGUAACCAGAAUAAUGUAAGAUAUUUAUGUAAAUUUUUUUCAUAGUUAUUAUUGCCUCAAUAUACACUUCUCCAUCAUUUUAACCCUGCAUGUGGAUGGACACUUUCUAUUGCAAAUUAAAUAUUUUAAACUAAAAAAUGGUUAAUAAAAGAAAUAAAAAAAAAAUUAAAAAAAUCGUUAUCAGUGAUGUCAUUCCUGGUUUGUACAGAGUACGGUAUCUUAUACACACAAUUUUAUCAUUGAAAAAACUUCGUUUGGUACUUCCUUGAUAAGUCACUACAACUAGCUUCACUCUUUCCAUGUUCUUAAAAGUCCUAUAUUAUAGGACUAAUCCAAAGACGAUUAUGUCCAUAAUAACUGAAGACCUAAGUGGAAGAAGCAGAUAUGUCAAAUUUUCUAAAAUUCUGAGUUUCCUAGUGAAUGAAGGUGAUACCUCUAUCAUAUGAAACUUACACUGUACCACUAAAUGUUAUAGUCGGUUCGCUAAACUCAGACACAACUGGCACACACACACACACAUGCUCGUAUCAACCCCAGACCCGGGGGACAUGUGUGUUCCAAUGGAAAAGUGGGACCCACAUGUCCGAAGAUCAAACCGGUCACACCCCGUAAUGGAGUGGUAAGUAUCUGACCCCCCAAGCUAUACCACCACCCCUCCCCAUCGAAGGACAUAACGAAUGGGGAAGCGUUGAACUUAGCGUUACUUUAGAUGCCCUGGGUAAUGGGACAUCCUCUGUAUUACUUGAUGUGGUUAAGCCACCUGAUUUUAGGGGUAGCUAGAAGAGCUUUUCUCCCUAUAACACAACUGGCUAGUGAUUUUAGUAGGUAAUUUUUUUGUUUUUGGCCAAUUUUGCCAAAAUUAUUAAUUAUUUAGUAAUUUUUAACUAUUAAGUAAUUAUUUUUUGCCAAUUUUACCAAAUUGGCAAAAUUACUUACUAAAAUCACUAGCCAGUUGUGUCUGAGUUUAGCGAACCAACUAUAUUAAACUUUUUAUAGGUACAGUGUAAGUUUCAUAUAAUAGAGAAGUCACAUAUCACCUUCAUUCACUAUAGAAAGUGUGACAUACCUCCUUCCUCCACUUAGGUCUUCAACUCAAAAUGUGUUAAAUAUAUACAACUAUGUAAUACCGAAUGUUGAUAUUUCCAUAUAAGUGUCAACUGACCGUUUAUGUUGAUUACAUUAUUUCAUAUAGGCGUCAAUAUUAUAGGCGACUUGGAAAAAAAAUAUCGAGUUUCAAUUAACCUCACAGACAACUAUUUCGUACUCUGAGAUUAAGGAAAAAAAUAUUUAAUUCAUAGAUCAUGAAUUAUGAAAAUCCAAUAUCCACAGCAUUUGCAUGACUGUAAAAAUGUACAUGACAAACGUACAUUACAAGAUACUGAAAUAUCUUGCAUUAAAAUGUUAUGAAAACUUGCUAUAAACUAUGCUUUGUUUUUAAACCAGGAGCAGUAAACUAAAAAGACAGAUUCACACCCAAGAAAGUCACUAAAAAAAUCACCAAAUACAUCUUCUUUUUUGGUUGAUCAUAUCGGCCUUCGACGGUAAUCCAUAAAUAUCAAAUUAUACUAAUACGUCGCUAAAGAAUUCUAAAAAUAGCUGUUUUUGUAUAAAAGCAGGCUAAAAAUCUAAAAAUUAAAGGAACAACGCAGUAAACACAAAAAAUCGCUGAUAUAACUUAAUUAACCUAUGAAAUGCCAAUAGUGUCAAAAUUUCAUAAAUGUCAUUAGUGUUAAAAUUUCAUAACAGUGGAGUAAACUUGCCUGAGGUUGGACGCGGUAAAUUUGAAUUACUCCUCUUGAUUUAAAAACAGAGUUUGACUUGAUUCCUCCUCUUGAUUUAACUCCUCUUGAUUUAAUAACAAGGAAAAAAUUCAAGAAAGAAAUUAUGUUAACUUUAAGAACUAGUAUUUUAUUAGUCUAUGCCACAUAUUUUUUAUACUUUAGUUAGAGUUAAAUGCGUAUCGUCUACUUCCGAAUUUUAUUAUUUUUUCCAAAGAUUCAGGUAAUAAGUAACACUGUUAAACAUAUUUGACAUGACGAUGUUAUUAAUGUCAAAUGCUGCUUUUAUACAUCUUGUUUUUUAUAUUUUGGUAAAUUUUCAAUUGGAAAUAUAAAUGAAUAUCACGUUUUGAAAAAAAUAAUUUUAAUUAACAUGUAGUUUAAUUUUUUAUUGGUAAUAUAUUGUAGUACAGUAA
Molecule: messenger RNA, 8854 nt
Organism: Diabrotica virgifera virgifera (western corn rootworm)
Lineage: Eukaryota; Metazoa; Arthropoda; Insecta; Coleoptera; Chrysomelidae
Gene: Spt6
Product: transcription elongation factor SPT6
Exons: 28
Coding region: 202-5697 (1831 amino acids)
Biological process (GO): nucleosome organization; mRNA transcription by RNA polymerase II; positive regulation of transcription elongation by RNA polymerase II
Cellular component (GO): transcription elongation factor complex
Molecular function (GO): nucleosome binding; DNA binding; histone binding
Source: RefSeq, a predicted model, not a curated record